This is a messenger RNA of Nyctereutes procyonoides (raccoon dog), 3095 nucleotides long. It is a transcript of the gene SLC6A8, whose product is annotated as solute carrier family 6 member 8. The transcript is spliced from 12 exons. Gene Ontology annotation, molecular function: creatine:sodium symporter activity. Gene Ontology annotation, cellular component: plasma membrane. Lineage: Eukaryota; Metazoa; Chordata; Mammalia; Carnivora; Canidae. The record is from RefSeq and is a predicted model, not a curated record. The coding region runs from base 42 to 2030 and encodes 662 amino acids. Gene Ontology annotation, biological process: neurotransmitter transport; sodium ion transmembrane transport.
GCGCCGCGCCCCCCGGCCCGGCCGCGCGGCCCGCCGGGGCCAUGGCGAAGAAGAGCGCCGAGAACGGCAUCUACAGCGUGUCCGGCGACGAGAAGAAGGGCCCCCUGAUCGCGCCCGGGCCCGACGGGGCCCCGGCCAAGGGCGACGGCCCCGCGGGCCUGGGGGCGCCCGGCGGCCGCCUGGCCGUGCCGCCGCGGGAGACCUGGACGCGCCAGAUGGACUUCAUCAUGUCGUGCGUGGGCUUCGCCGUGGGCCUGGGCAACGUGUGGCGCUUCCCCUACCUGUGCUACAAGAACGGCGGAGGUGUAUUCCUUAUCCCUUAUGUCCUGAUCGCCCUAGUUGGAGGAAUCCCCAUUUUCUUCUUGGAGAUCUCACUGGGCCAGUUCAUGAAGGCCGGCAGCAUCAACGUCUGGAACAUCUGUCCCCUGUUCAAAGGCCUGGGCUACGCCUCCAUGGUGAUCGUCUUCUACUGCAACACCUACUACAUCAUGGUGCUGGCCUGGGGCUUCUAUUACCUGGUGAAGUCCUUCACCACCACGCUGCCCUGGGCCACAUGUGGCCAUACCUGGAACACUCCCGACUGUGUGGAGAUCUUCCGCCAUGAAGACUGUGCCAAUGCCAGCCUGGCCAACCUCACAUGUGACCAGCUUGCUGACCGCCGGUCCCCUGUCAUCGAGUUCUGGGAGAACAAAGUCUUGCGGCUCUCCGGGGGCCUGGAGGUGCCGGGGGCCCUCAACUGGGAGGUGACCCUGUGUCUGCUGGCCUGCUGGGUGCUGGUCUACUUCUGUGUCUGGAAGGGGGUCAAGUCGACGGGAAAGAUCGUGUACUUCACCGCUACCUUCCCCUACGUGGUCCUCGUCGUGCUGCUGGUGCGCGGAGUGCUGCUGCCCGGCGCCCUGGAUGGCAUCAUCUACUAUCUCAAGCCCGACUGGUCCAAGCUGGGGUCCCCGCAGGUGUGGAUCGACGCCGGGACCCAGAUCUUCUUUUCCUACGCCAUCGGCCUGGGGGCCCUCACGGCGCUGGGCAGCUACAACCGCUUCAACAACAACUGCUACAAGGACGCCAUCAUCCUGGCACUCAUCAACAGCGGGACGAGCUUUUUUGCCGGCUUUGUGGUCUUCUCCAUCUUGGGCUUCAUGGCCGCGGAGCAGGGCGUGCACAUCUCCAAGGUGGCCGAGUCAGGGCCUGGCCUGGCCUUCAUCGCCUACCCCCGGGCCGUCACGCUGAUGCCCGUGGCCCCGCUCUGGGCUGCCCUGUUUUUCUUCAUGCUGCUGCUGCUCGGCCUGGACAGCCAGUUUGUAGGUGUGGAAGGCUUCAUCACCGGCCUGCUGGACCUCCUCCCGGCCUCCUACUACUUCCGUUUCCAAAGGGAGAUCUCUGUGGCCCUGUGCUGUGCCCUCUGCUUUGUCAUCGACCUCUCCAUGGUGACUGAUGUGAGUGGGGGCGAGGGGGGCCGCCCCGGGCCUCCGGCCGCCCGCCACCCAUCGCCUUCCCUGACGCGGCUCUGUCCCCAGGGCGGGAUGUACGUCUUCCAGCUGUUCGACUACUACUCGGCCAGCGGCACGACCCUGCUCUGGCAGGCCUUCUGGGAGUGCGUGGUGGUCGCCUGGGUGUACGGAGCCGACCGCUUCAUGGACGACGUCGCCUGCAUGAUCGGGUACCGACCUUGCCCCUGGAUGAAAUGGUGCUGGUCCUUCUUCACCCCGCUGGUCUGCAUGGGCAUCUUCAUCUUCAACGUGGUGUACUACAAGCCGCUGGUCUACAACAACACCUACGUGUACCCGUGGUGGGGCGAGGCCGUGGGCUGGGGCUUCGCGCUCUCCUCCAUGCUGUGUGUGCCCCUCCACCUCCUGGGCUGCCUCCUCAGGGCCAAGGGGACCAUGGCCGAGCGCUGGCAGCACCUGACGCAGCCGGUGUGGGGCCUCCACCACUUGGAGUAUAGAGCUCAGGACUCCGACGUCAGGGGCCUGACCACCCUGACCCCAGUGUCCGAGAGCAGCAAGGUGGUGGUGGUAGAGAGCGUCAUGUGACGGGCACCCGGGCUCCCAUCACCAGCUCACCCUCUUGUAGCCAUAGCAGCCCCUGCUUUAGCCCCCCCACCCCUCCAGGGGGCUUGCCUUUCCCUGACACUUGGGGUCUGCCUGGGGAGGGGGGGAGGAAGCACCACGAGUGCUAACUAAAAUAACUUUUUUUUCCAUUUUUAAUAAAACGCCAAAAAUAUCACAACCCACCAAAAAUAGAUGCCUCCCCACCCCACCCCCCAACCAAGCUGGUACACACGCUGCUUCCCAGGCCCUGCCGACCGCCGGCCCCCUCGUGCUCGCUGCAGAUGUGUCUCCCCAGCCCCACCACACCUGCCUCUGGGGGGGGGGGCCACCCUGGAGGCAGCAGUGGCGGGAGGGGGGGACACAGGGCAGGGAGGCGGGGGAGGGGCAGCAGAACCAGAACCAAGGCCGCUGUUUCAGCUGGGCUAGACCCCUCUCCCCGUCCCUCUUCUAGAAGCUUAGAGAGCCAGCCAGCAACGGAACCUCCCGGUUCCCGCGCCAAUUGCCACCAAUAUCAAUCGUGUGAGCUUGUGUACGAGUGCAUGUGUGCGUGAGUACGUAGGUAGGGUGAACCUAGAUCUCUCUUAGCAAAGGUGAAUACCAGGUGUAAACUGUGCCUGUGGGCAAAUGAGGCUUGUAUUUUGCACAUUUUAUAAAAACUUGAGGAAAGAGAUUUCUGCUUGUAUAUUUCUAAAGAGAAAACAGCCCGACGUCCCUCCCCCUGCCACUCCCCACCCGUCCCUUUCAGCGUCCCCUUAGUCCCCUGCCCCAGCCAAGGAGUGUGAAUUUAUAGAUCUAAUUUUCAUAGGCAAAAGCUUCAAGCCGUGGAGCGUGCGAGUCUGUCGCGUGGGUGUGCAUGUGUCGUCCCCGGCCCCAGACUGGGGGGGAGAGUGCACGGCGGGCGGCCUCCGGGGACACCCCCCACGCCCCCGCUGCCCACAGGUGGAUGCGGUGCCGGGACCCCGGGGCCGCUCGCCUGGCACGUGCGCCCUGCCCCCGGGGCCGGGCACGACCGCAGGGAUCUGAGGUGGGCACCAGCCAGGGAAGGGA